UACACAUCUCAAAGAAAAUCUCACAAAUAUGGCAUUGUCUAAUACUAAUGUUGGAGAUGAAACAAGUGAAGUCCUUGCUGCUCAAGCACACAUAGCGAACCAUGUACUCAAUUACGUCAAUUCGAUGUCACUCAAAUGUGCAACUCAGCUUGGAAUUCCAGAUAUCAUCCAUAGCCAUGGCCGAGCCAUGCCCCUCUCUGAUUUAAUUGAUGCCCUCCCCGUCAACAAAGCCAAAGGUCAGGAGUGUAUUUACCGUCUCAUGCGUAUUCUAAUUCAUGCAGGCUUCUUUAUUCAAGAAGAAGAAGGUUAUUCGCUUACUCCAACUUCACGUCUCCUCCUAAAAGACGAGCCAUUGAGUCUAGCCCCCUUUGUGCUAUCGCAAUUAGAUCCACUUUUAGUGGAUCCAUGGCAAUCACUCGGUGAAUGGUUCAAGAAUGAGGACUCUACCCCAUUCGCGACUGCUCAUGGGAAGCCGUUGUUUGAAUAUGCAGGGGAUGAACCAAGGCUUAACCGUUUAUUUAACGAAUCCAUGGCUAGUGAUGCACGGUUGAUCACGAGUGUGUUGAUUAAAAAUGGUAAGGGGAUUUUUGAAGGGUUGAAAUCAGUGGUGGACGUUGGGGGCGGCACAGGAGCCGUGGGGAAAGCCAUUUCUAAUGCAUUUCCAGAGUUGAAGUACGCUGUCUUCGAUCUGCCCCAUGUAGUUGAAGGCUUGGAAGGGAGCAACAACUUGAGCUAUAUUGGAGGAGACAUGUUUAAGUCGGUUCCUUCUGCUGAUGCAAUUUUCCUAAAGUGGAUAUUACAUGACUGGAGCGACGAAGAUUGUGUUAAAAUAUUGAAGAAAUGUAAAGAAGCAAUUCCAAGCAAGGAGAAUGGAGGAAAGCUGAUCGUCAUUGACAUUGUGAUUGAUAACAAGAACAGAGAUGACAAAUCAUUUGAAACUCAAUUGUUUUCAGACGUACUCAUGAUGGUUCACGUUUCUGGAAAAGAAAGAAGUGAACAAGAAUGGGCAAAACUCUUCUCCGAUGUUGGUUUUAGUGAUUAUAAGAUUAGUCCUAUCUUGGGGUUAAGGUCUGUUAUUGAGGUUUACCCUUAAUAUAAUCUUGUACUAGUAACAAGUCCUAGACUUAUAUUAGUCAAAUAGAAUGAAAGCUGAGUGAGGCAUUUUGAACUUCUAGAAUAAGGUAAUAUAUUAGAAAGCAAGAGAUCUUGUGCGUUUCCCUUGCAAAGGGUAAUAUGAAUAUUGUUCUUUUUGAUAUGGUAUUAAUAACAAAGGAGCCUUUGUUAUAGUUCAUAAAUUUAUAUUCCAAUGAUUUCAGAGA
Capsicum annuum is the source of this 1319-nucleotide messenger RNA. RefSeq names its product trans-resveratrol di-O-methyltransferase-like. Gene Ontology annotation, biological process: methylation. The coding region runs from base 29 to 1093 and encodes 354 amino acids. Gene Ontology annotation, molecular function: O-methyltransferase activity; protein dimerization activity; S-adenosylmethionine-dependent methyltransferase activity. Lineage: Eukaryota; Viridiplantae; Streptophyta; Magnoliopsida; Solanales; Solanaceae. The record is from RefSeq and is a predicted model, not a curated record. The transcript is spliced from 2 exons.